AUGGACCCUUCGGGAAUUUACUUAAAUGACUUAGAGUCGUUUACUGAUGACCUAUCCAAGUAUGAUGCCAAGCUGUAUCUGGGAUUGGACGAGCUUUCUAUCGCCCGCCGGACGGCUGUAAACACACAGAAGGAAGCCGCCACUCUGCACCCUCAUCCGCCGCCUCCUCUAUAUGCUCCCGGGGCUAGAUUGCCUGUAGACUACCAACAAGAUCAUAGUCACCAGUUUUCCCGAGCCUCUGAGCACAAAGAAUCUAACGUAGCUUUCAGGCCUAAAAGGCCAACUUCUGGUGCAGCUCAAUUCUAUCCUCAGUACCCGCUGCCUUAUGCACAGCAUAGUCAACCCAUUUUCUCACAGAGGUCUGCGUCGGCUACCCCUUACCAGGUGCCGCAGAUGCCAUCCACCAUGGCUCCUCGGCCAGCAUCAUCGGGCAUCAUAUACACGAGUGCGGCUAUUCUCAAGAACAGAUUAGCAGACGCUCCUGUCCAGAGGCAAGAUAACCUCUUUAUCCGGUCUACUACCACUUACAGAGAACCUGUUGCCGUUCCCUGCCGCCUUCCUGUUGUUCCUCAGUUAUGCUAUGAUUACUACGAUGUACCAAACUACCAGUAUUAG
Molecule: messenger RNA, 615 nt
Organism: Giardia duodenalis
Lineage: Eukaryota; Fornicata; Diplomonadida; Hexamitidae
Exons: 1
Coding region: 1-615 (204 amino acids)
Source: RefSeq, a predicted model, not a curated record